AUGAUCUCCAAAGGCUGGCUUCUGCAUAUUGGCCUGGCCAUGGUCUUCAUAACUAAAGUCUCAUCUCAGAACUGUGGCCAACUUCGUAGCAGGCUACGGCAAGCCAGCCAGGUCUACCUGGAACUUCUGAACAGCAAGAUGAAUUCCACUAUCUCCACCAUUCCCCAACAAUGCUUCGAGGAUGUUUUCAACUUCUCUCCUAAAAUGUAUCUGAAAAACCUUGAUGUCUCUGAGGAGGAGAAUGCCAAGGUGGUCAUUCAAGAAGUCCUCCAGCAGACAGGUCACAUCUUCAGACAGAACUAUACUGAAAUGCCGUGGGAUGAGGAUUCCUUGAGGGUUUUCCAUGCUGGACUGGAUCAACAAAGUGAGAACCUGAAGAGCUGCCUGAGUGAAUCUCCAAGGAGUCAGAGGAUCCAGCUCACCAGGCUGAAAGUGAAAAAAUACUUCCGAAGCCUGAGCGACCUCCUGAAAGAAAAAGGGUACAGCCGGUGUGCCUGGGAGAUUGUCCAUAUCCAAGUCAAGGAAUGUUUUCUCUGGACCGAUAAACUAAUCCAAACGAUCUCGUAUGAAGCUUGA
Anolis carolinensis (green anole) is the source of this 576-nucleotide messenger RNA. RefSeq names its product interferon beta-like. Gene Ontology annotation, molecular function: cytokine receptor binding. Bases 1 to 576 code for a protein of 191 amino acids. The transcript is spliced from 2 exons. Lineage: Eukaryota; Metazoa; Chordata; Lepidosauria; Squamata; Anolidae. The record is from RefSeq and is a predicted model, not a curated record. Gene Ontology annotation, cellular component: extracellular region. Gene Ontology annotation, biological process: defense response.